Molecule: messenger RNA, 5804 nt
Organism: Carassius gibelio (silver crucian carp)
Lineage: Eukaryota; Metazoa; Chordata; Actinopteri; Cypriniformes; Cyprinidae
Product: interferon-induced very large GTPase 1-like
Exons: 4
Coding region: 1-5526 (1841 amino acids)
Molecular function (GO): GTP binding
Source: RefSeq, a predicted model, not a curated record
AUGUUUGACAGUGAGGCUCCAGAUCAAGUGCAGAAACAAAGGGGAGUGUUCAAGUCAGUCGUAAACUUUCCUCACCUGCUUCAGCCACAUCUCUCAGAUCAUCAGAUCACAGAGGCAGUGAAAGAGUGUAUGCAUCUGUCUGAUCCAGGACCACACGUGAUCAUUCUGGUCCUCAAAAAUGAUCAGUGUUCAAGAGAAGAUCAAGAGCAUGUGGAGAAGGUGCUGCACUCUUUCUCCGACAAGGUUUAUGAACAUACCAUGGUACUCAGCAUACAAGAAUCAGACAGUGAGCCGACUGAAGUCAAUGAUGUUAUAAAGGAAAUUAUAAAAAAAUGUUCUAGCAGACAUUACCAACUCAAGAAAGGCAGCCCUCCUCCUAAUCUUAGAGAGAAAAUAGAGAAUUUUGCACAAACUAACAGUAGACGCUAUCUGGUCUGUGAUGAAUUUGCAAAUUCAGAAGGUUCAGAGAAUUCCGUGGAGCAACAGGUUACAGAAGGAGAAGAAGAGUGUGACACUAUAAUUGAUGAUGUGAAGAACAAAAUUGUUCUGGAGCAGCUCCUGGAGAAAUGUGGAGGAAGACAUCAGACCUGUAACAAGAGAUUGAACAAACAAUCAGAGAUGAGUGAAUUGAUAAACAACAUUGAGCAUCUGUUUAAUGAAAAUCAACGGCAGUGCUACACUGCAGACAUUUACAACACAGUGUUAGCAAGGCAAAACAUCUUCCAAAAGAAUAAAGAUGAGACCGAUAAAACCACAGUCAAGAAUGAGAGCCCUGAGCGCACCACUACAAGAGCAACCAGGGCAACACAAAAGAUAAUGGUUUCAACAGAAGAAACAAGAUCUGAACUAGAUGAAGGAAAAUAUUUUUUUAAAACAACAAAGGAUCUCUUUGAUAGACUUCAUCUUAAAGCCAGGCAGUGUAACCUUAGAGCUGCUGAUGUCCUUCAGUUAACUGAACAUUCAUUACUGGCCCGUGAAUCUUGUGCUGAAGAAGAGCUGAUUCAGACUUUAGUACAAAAACUACUGAUGAUGAACUACAGAGCAAGACACAUUCAUGUCAAGGCUAGUGAACAGGAUCAAACACAACAAAGAGAUACUGACUUAUCUGAAGACAGUGGUGAUAUAUUCAAAGCGGUGUCUUUGUCAAACAAAGGAACAAACCAAUCUGACCCUGUUCAUCCGAUGGAUGUUCAGAUGGCAGUGUUUCAUUGUGCUGAUGGUUUUCUGAAGCAGCUGAUGGUCACUAAACUGUCCCAGUGUCAGUACGCUCUGCCUCUGCUUGUUCCUGAUCCAUUCACUCAACAGAUUGAGUUUCCUCUCUGGACGUUCAGACAAAUCAACAAGAGCUGGAAGAUGAAAAACAUCAAUAAUGAAAUCGUCAGUCAAACCCAGCCCAUCUACAAGGCCGAAACUCCAAUGGUGUUUUUAUUUAGGUUUGGCUCUGUGUCUUCAUCCAAGUCUCAGCUGAUGAACAGUCUGAUCAAUGAGAAACACAACACAUUCUUCCACAGGAAUUGUCCAGGCAGCAGCAAAAACAGAGUCAUGAUGGAUGGAGUGGUGGAGAUCGCCUGGUUCUGCCCUUCUGGAAGAGACACAGAUAAAUUCAAUGAGUGUGUAGCAUUCUGUAAUCUACACGGUGACGCAGGAGACCAUGAGAAACAGCUCCAGAUCCUCACUAAAAUGAGCUCAGUCAAUGUUGUUCUUCUACCACAACUGGACAGGAAUGACAAACAUGCAGAAAAGAUACAAAACCUGUAUGGGAACACAAAGCCACUCUUUUGUCUUUUUACUGAGGAUGAUUCAAAUCUCACGUUGAUGCAUAAAGGAAAAUAUAAAAUUGGUCUGAAAGACAGAUGUCAGCCAGCUGUUUCUGAUGAACUCAGAAGAGCCAUAAACUAUUGUCUCUCAGAAUCAUCUUCCACUUUCAGACUUGAAGAUGUGUCCAAACACUCAGACAUCAGAGUAGAUGAGAAAGAUGAUGAUGACUGCAGGAGAGGAAGAGAAGUAGCACAGCAGAUGAUGAGUUUACUGGAGAAGAAAGAUCUGAGAGAAAUCAAAGAAUCAUUUCUGCCUCAUCAGGGGAAACUGUGGCAUCAGUGGAGUCAGAAGAACAAAGAACUACAUCGGCCUCGAGCAGAUGAGACAGAAAUUGAAAUAAGUAAGAAACACUCAGAAAUUAUGAAAAUCAGAGAACAACAGCAUGAAUCUGACAUCAGUGAGUUUAUGAAGCUAUUCAUUAAAGAAAUUAGUUCUCAUGAUGAGCAUAAAAUGUUUUUCCUUAAAUGGCUCAGAAUCCUCCUGGAUGAAUAUACAUCUGCUGAUCUUUCUGCUCUACAUCACAAAUAUUAUGAAAAGUUGUCAGCGGUUUUAAAACUGAAAGAUAAACAUGUACCAGAAAAACUGACCGUUGAACAUGCAGAACUUCAAUGGUUAUCUGAGGAUCUUCAGGCUGCAGCUUUUGGUUUGGAGCACAUCAUUAGGGAGAUCGGUCAGAUCUAUGAAUCAUGUUCAUCUGUGAAGAAGAACAAGAAAGACCCGCAGGUUCACUUCUCUUCUCUCCCGAGUCUUGCAGCUGAGAUGAUGAUCUCUGGAUUUCCACUGGAGCUGAUGGAUGGAGAUGCUGCUCAUGUUCCUGUGAUCUGGAUCUCUGCUGUUCUAGAUCAACUCGUCCAGAAACUGGGAGACCAGAGAGUCUUUGUGCUGUCAGUUUUAGGGCUUCAGAGCUCUGGGAAAUCCACCAUGCUGAACGCCAUGUUUGGACUUGAGUUUGCCGUCAGUGCUGGCAGGUGCACCAGAGGAGCUUUCAUGCAGCUGGUCAAAGUGUCAGACAAGAAGAAAACACAGAUGAACUUUGACUAUAUUCUGGUUGUGAAUUCUGAGGGUAUUGGGGCUCUAGAACAGUCUGGAAGGUCAACAAGAGAUCAUGACAAUGAACUUGCCACAUUUGUCGUUGGUAUUGGAAAUCUGACCUUGAUCAACAUUUUUGGAGAAAAUCCUGCUGAGAUACAGGAGAUUCUUCAGAUUGUUGUUCAGGCUUUCAUGAGGAUGAAGAAGGUAAAUCUGUCUCCAAGCUGUGUGUUUGUGCAUCAGAAUGUUACUGACAUCACAGCUGUAGAGAAAAACAUGGAGGGAAGGAAUCGACUGCAGGAGAAACUGGAUGAGAUGACUAAACUCGCUGCUAAAGAGGAAGUCUGUGAUGCAGAAUGUUUUAGUGAUAUCAUUACAUUUGAUGUACAGAACGAUGUAAAGUAUUUUGCUCAUCUCUGGGAGGGCAGCCCACCAAUGGCACCACCAAACCCAAACUACUGUGAGAACAUUCAAGAACUAAAGGAAUCUAUUAUGUCUCAUGCCUCAAAAUCAGAUGAAAUGGUCCUGUUAGAUUUAAAAGGCCGUAUUAAAGAUCUUUGGGAUGCUUUACUGAAUGAACGAUUCGUCUUCAGCUUCAGAAAUUCUCUGGAGAUUUCAGCUUACAGGAAACUGGAAACUGAAUACAGCAAGUGGUCCUGGAGUCUUCGCAGUGCUAUGCUGGAAACUGAGAACAAACUACACAACAAAAUUGAAAAUGAAACAAUUGAUGAAGUUGAAGAAAUUGAUCUUCAAAGAGAACUGAAGAAGACAAGUGAAGAAGUGAAGAAAUCAAUGUCAGAGUUCUUUGAGAAAGACACAGAUGCAAAUAUACUGAUUCAGUGGAAAACAUCAUUUGAAAAUAAAAUUAAAGAUGUUGAAGAAGAUAUUGUAAAAGGAACAAAGAGGAAAUUAAAUGAGAUUGUUCAGCAGCGAGACCUGAGGAAAGAAAUUGAUACUCAGAGUAUACAUAACGAAAACACUCUCUAUGAAAAGAGCAAAGAACUUGCGUUAAAACUGAAAUACAAAGCUAAAGAUGAAGAAACACUGAAGAAAGAGUUUGAUUUUUUUUGGGAGCAGAGCGUGAAGAAGAUCAUCAGAGACACUCAUUCAGUCAAACACAUUGAUGCAUUGAAGGAUGUGAAACUUCUCCUCAGUGAAAUGGAUGAAGGAUGUCUCCCAGGAGACUACUGGAAAGAGAGCAGUGAGCACAGCCAUAUUUUCACAACGUCAAGUUAUUCUGAAUAUGUUGUUUUCAAAACAUCCACAAAAAAAAGAAUGACAGAGGGUGUAAAGGAUGGUUACAGAACAGUUAGAGGAACAUUUCGAUAUACUCUGAUUCUGUCUCCAGUAGAAGAAGGCGAAAUAAGAAUAUUGGUCCAAAAUGUUGUUCAGCAGACAGACAACAUGAUUCAGUCAUUCAAUAUUUCAAAGAUGGGAUACAACAUUAGCUGCAUUCAACAACUUACAGAUCACAUCAUUAAGAAAGUAAAACAACAUCAGGAAGGACCAGUGAAAUAUGUGUUCAAGAAACAAUUCUUUGUGGAUUUGGUUCUUUCCAUUUGUAAGAGAGCAAACAAGAUGAUAACCGACCAACAUAAACUAUUCAGGGAAACCAAUGAUCCUCUGAUAUAUGUCGAGAAGAAGAGAGAAGAGUGCUAUAAUAUUUUCCAGACAUACUGUCAUGGAGCAACAUCAACUGCAAUUUUUGGCAAGAUCAUCUGUCAGAAACUGAAAGAGCCCAUUGAGCAGAGCGUCUACAAGAAAACAGCCAGAGAUCUGACAGAUGAAAUGAGAUCAAACUGUGAAUCACUGAAUGGAAACAGAUCAAACCUGGAGAAACACAUUCUGAAGACACUGGCAGAAGACGAGGAUUUUGACAAAUACAUUAACUACAUUGAUAAUCCCAAAGAUCACUUCAAGAGUUUCAUCAGAGAUGAAGUCAAUCGGUACAUCACUGGUAAGUUCAGUCUCUGUGUUUUACCCAAGAUGAAGGAGAACAUUAAACUCCUGCAGCAGAAGAUCAUGAAAGCAGCUCAUCAAUCCACUGAACAAGUUCAAGUCAACAGUGGAGAUGCUGGUUUGUGGUUGAAGAGUUUCACACAGCAGCUCUCAGACGUCCUGAUCUUCUCUGAGAAAGACCUCAGUGGAGUCAAACAUGAUGAUGUUGAUGAUUUCAACCUCCUAGAAGAUGUCAUUAGCGAAGAAAAUGCAACUAUCUUGUUUGACAUCAGCAAUGCUUUUAACACAGAUACAUUACUUGUAAAUCUUGACUAUAAGUUCAGGCCAGAUGAGAUUCUGAUUGAUCACUUCUGUCAGUGCUGUUGGGUUCAGUGUCCAUUCUGUACAGCCAUCUGCACCAACACUAUAGAAAACCAUGAUGAGGACCACAGUGUUCAAUUUCAUCGUAGUAUUGGUCUGAAUGGGAUACAUUACAGAAAUACAUCUAACUUGUCUACCCAUAUCUGCACAUCAGCAGUAGCAAACAGCAAUCUAUAUUUUUAUCCCAAUGACUCAGAUGAUAAAGUCCCAUGGAGAGAUUACAGAAGAGCAGGGGGAGUUUUUGCAGACUGGAGCAUCACCCCUGAUCUCUCUGAACUGCCCUACUGGAAGUGGUUUGUGUGCAGAUUCCAGAAAGAUCUGGAAAAAUACUACAAUAAUAGAUUUGAGGGGAGUGGUUAGAUUCCUUGUGAAUGGAGAACAUACUCAAAACAGGAUGCUACCGAGAGCUUAGAUAAAUACAAUUAACUAUUACAAUUUUACUUUGAAGUCGAAAUUUGAGUUGAAACUUUGAAACUGACGUCUUUUAGGUCUUUGGCAGCUUGUGACAGAACAAUAAUAGAAGACUUAAAUUUAGUUUAGUUUUCAGUGUUCAGUGAUUUAGUGUCCACUAGUUUUAGUUGAUUUUAGGGUAUAUUUUUCAUUUAGGAUUUAGUAUUUUAGGGCUGCCAAUCAACAGU